GUCGAGAUGGACCUGGGGAAGGGGGGGGAACCGCAACGGCUCGCAAGAUCCUGGUUCCAUGUUAUGGAUUCGAAAGGGCGGGCCCCUUACUGGUCUGAGCACCACAUUUACGUCGAUGAAGCGGGCCUUGGCGCCCGGGAUUUACAACAUGGGUCCGAACGACGACAUCGCAUCGCAGAACGGUGAAAGUAAACAUUCCAGCUAUCAAAACAAUUCCAUCUUACCCUACCCAUUCAAUCAUUCCCAAUCAAAGCAAAAUGCACAUCCGAACCCUCCUCCUAUCAGCCCUCCCACCCCUAGCCCUCGCCCACGGCAACCACGGCGGCGGCGGCGAAGGCGGCUCCCAAAAGCCAGCCGUAGACCCACACGCGAAUUGGAUGACGAGACACAUGGCUGAGGAGCACCACAUAACCUCCUUCGACCCCCCCUCCUUCUUCACCCUCCACGACUUCGACUCCUCCGGCCACCUCGACGCCCCCGAAAUCCUCAAGCUCUACGGCCUCCUCGACCCCUCCAACGCCCACUACACCCCCGCCCAGCGCGACGCCUUCGCCCGCCAAAUCCUCGACCUGAUCGACACCAACCGCGACGACCUCAUCUCCAAAGACGAGUUUUUGCAUUACUUGCUGGUGGAAGGGAAGGAGCUGCCUGAUUUGGGCACGGGGCCGGGCCAUCAUGGGGAUGAUGAGUACGAGUAUGAGAUUCAUCACUGGGAGAAGUACCAUGAUGAGAAUACAAAGUUGGAGGAUCUGACGCAUCCGGAAGAUAUUGAGCACUUUAAGAAGCAUGAGGAGAUGGAGCGGGAGGAGGAGGAGAGGGAGGAACGGGAGAAGAAGGCGAGGGAGCAGGGGGGCGAGGGGAAGGGGUGGGUGGUGGAGGAGAAUAUUCCGGGCAAGUUUAGGAGGGUGGAUCUCUAGGCGGUUUUUGACCCUGUGAAACCUAGGGUGGUGAAUCUACG
This is a messenger RNA of Podospora pseudopauciseta, 958 nucleotides long. RefSeq lists its product as uncharacterized. The transcript is spliced from 2 exons. Gene Ontology annotation, molecular function: calcium ion binding. The record is from RefSeq and is a predicted model, not a curated record. Bases 258 to 917 code for a protein of 219 amino acids. Gene Ontology annotation, cellular component: endoplasmic reticulum-Golgi intermediate compartment; extracellular exosome. NCBI's taxonomy places the organism in Eukaryota, Fungi, Ascomycota, Sordariomycetes, Sordariales, Podosporaceae.